Messenger RNA from Psilocybe cubensis, 1062 nucleotides. RefSeq lists its product as uncharacterized. The transcript is spliced from 6 exons. Lineage: Eukaryota; Fungi; Basidiomycota; Agaricomycetes; Agaricales; Agrocybaceae. Bases 1 to 1062 code for a protein of 353 amino acids. The record is from RefSeq and is a predicted model, not a curated record. Gene Ontology annotation, molecular function: ATP-dependent NAD(P)H-hydrate dehydratase activity. Gene Ontology annotation, biological process: metabolite repair.
AUGCCCACCACGAACCAAGCGCGCCAUCGUCGCGAGCUUACCUCCAACAUCGAUAUGCCAGUCUCCCGUACCAUUCUCGACCAAAUCAAGAGGCUCAUACCACCUCUGGACGGAACUUUGCACAAGGGCCAGUCCGGCCGCGUUGGCGUUUUAGGUGGUGCGUUAGACUAUACAGGGGCCCCGUACUUCGCUGCGAUUUCAGCUCUCCGAUUUGGUGCCGAUUUAUCCCAUGUGAUAUGCUCUCCUACUGCAGCUGGUGCAAUCAAGUCGUACUCCCCAGAUUUGAUUGUUCAUCCUAUUUUGAAUGAAGCUUCAUCCUCAGAGGACGUUAAACCUGAAUUGAAAUCCAUACUAUCACGACUACAUGUCCUCAUUGUUGGUCCUGGACUAGGAAGGGAGCCUUACAUGCAAACAUUCGCCAAGAUGGCUGUUUCAAUAGCCAGAGAGCAAGGCAUGUUCAUCGUGCUCGAUGCUGACGGGCUAUACAUGAUAGGGAAAGACAGAUCCGUCAUACAGGGUUAUCGACGAGCCGUUGUCACGCCCAAUGUGGUCGAAUUCAAACGGCUGAGCGAACAGGUCGGAAUUGACCCCGACACCCCGAGUGACAAGCGAUCUGCUCUGGUAUCAAGGAAGCUGGGGGGUGUGACUGUCUUGCAGAAAGGGCCUCAAGAUAUGAUUUCCACUGAUUCUACAGGGGAAGAGGCCGACCUACCUUCCAGUCAGCUGAAGGACGCCGACGCUCAAUUUGAGCAAGCUAAAGAAACCGUCUUUGUAGACAUAGAGGGCGGUUUGAAGAGAUGCGGUGGGCAAGGUGACGUACUGAGUGGGACAGUUGGAACUUUCAUGGCGUGGGGGAAAUGUUAUGAAGAUGGUGCCUUUGGUUUACCUACAUCUCGCAUUCCAUUACUCGCCGCUGUCGGUGGUAGUAUGGUUACGCGGACAGCCAGUCGUAUCGCGUUUGCUAAAAACGGGAGAAGUCUAGUGACGGAAGACAUGCUUCCAGAGAUCGGGAAAGCCUUUUCCCAGGUUUUCGACGAGAAAAAAACAGAAGGAAAACUGUAA